UUAAGAUUAGAAUUGUAAAUAUGGAUUCUACUGGUCUGGAGUUGCAUCCAAAUUGGAUAGCACUCACCACAUUGCAUGUGCCGCUAAAGCGCUUUGUGCGUGCUGGGGAAACUGUGGAAGCUUCAACAGACAAGGCGGAAAAACAUAAAAUUGAAGGCGUCAGCAGCGAAGAAGUGCAACAAUUUUAUAAGGAGGUGCUGGAGACACCACCCAUAGCUAGUCAGCCAGUGCGCAAAAGUACAAGACGACCAAAGGAGAAACCAGCGCCUCAAUUACCAUAUGAAAGCAACAACUUCUUCAGACUGGCCACUGGCAAUAAUGUCGAGGGCUUAAGUCGCUUGGCAAUAACAGAGGAGCAGCAACUCAACGCUUGUGAUAAAUACGGCUGGUCAGGAUUGAUGAUGGCAGCCUGCGAAGGUGCAGCGGAUGCGGUGGAAUGGCUGCUGAGAGCUGGAGCCAAUACAGAGCUGGCAGAUAAGAGUGGCAACACAGCCUUGACGUUGGCCCGAAAGAAAGGGCACACAGCUAUUGUGGAGAUGCUGGAAAUGAUACAAGCGAGUCAACUUCCAUUGCCAAUAGAAGAAGCAACAACAACAAAUACAGCUACCAAACCAUUCUACUGUGAAGUGUGCCAAAGAGAUUACAAGGAAUCAACAUGGCAUGCGCAUCAAACAUCCACUGUGCAUCAGUUCAACAUGAAGUCUCUGCCCGCGCAUAAGCUACAAAAGUUUAACAUUUCUCUGAAAAAUCGCGGUCUGCAGCUAAUGGUUAAGCAGGGCUGGGAUCGAGAACAUGGAUUGGGACCCACGCAUAGCGGACGCUUGUAUCCCAUAAAGACUGUGUUGCGCAAACAGCGCACUGGUUUGGGAAUUGAGCAAUCCCCGGCACGUGUGACACAUUUUGAGGCAUUUGAUACAAAUGCCACCAAGCAUAGGUACAGGAACACGUUGCCACAGCAGCCAAACAGAAACCGUAAUGACAUGCGGCGAGAGAAGCUAAGAGAAUGGAAACGUGAGCGUCGUUUGCGUAAUGAAUUAAGUUGACUUGUAAUGAAUUAUAGAUUAAAGUAAUGCUAAUGUAUUUUUGUUUGCCAAGAAACACAACAUUUGGGCCCUUGGCUAGGUCAGGGUACACACACACACACACACAUCUACAUGUAGACAUAGUAUAUAUGUAU
Molecule: messenger RNA, 1177 nt
Organism: Drosophila busckii
Lineage: Eukaryota; Metazoa; Arthropoda; Insecta; Diptera; Drosophilidae
Product: G patch domain and ankyrin repeat-containing protein 1 homolog
Exons: 1
Coding region: 21-1043 (340 amino acids)
Molecular function (GO): protein binding; nucleic acid binding
Source: RefSeq, a predicted model, not a curated record